Leishmania major strain Friedlin is the source of this 3726-nucleotide messenger RNA. Its product is annotated as putative 6-phosphofructo-2-kinase/fructose-2,6-biphosphatase. Lineage: Eukaryota; Euglenozoa; Kinetoplastea; Trypanosomatida; Trypanosomatidae. The transcript has a single exon. The record is from RefSeq and is a predicted model, not a curated record. Gene Ontology annotation, cellular component: cytosol. Gene Ontology annotation, molecular function: ATP binding; fructose-2,6-bisphosphate 2-phosphatase activity; 6-phosphofructo-2-kinase activity. Gene Ontology annotation, biological process: fructose metabolic process; fructose 2,6-bisphosphate metabolic process. Bases 1 to 3726 code for a protein of 1241 amino acids.
AUGAACGCGGUGGUGCCCCGCGGUGCCACCUACCCCACCGCGCGUCCCGCAGUGGAUGCGGAGCAGGACUACCAAAACCUGUCUUCUCAAGCCGGCGACGAGCCGUCGAGGGGGGACGUUGCGACCGCCGCGGUGGGGCGCAAUGGCGGCCUGCGUCGCGGCAGCCCGCAGCGGCAGCAACGCUCUGUCGCCCGUCUGCACGCAGACACCGUCGCAGCCGAGGACAGUGCGCCCUGUCCGCACCGGGCGGGCUGCCACCAUAACCAUCACCACUGCCACCGCGCUCAUCGCCACACCCACCAUAACCACCCAGCAAGAGCGAGGAAAGCGGUGGCACCCACAGCCACCACUACCACCGCUGCUGCGCCAGCUGCUGACACGCACCCGCGUACCUUCUCCCAAGACCUGCUCUUGGCCCAGCCCUCCGGCACGAGCGACAGGAGCGGCAGUUGCGGCUCUAGUUGCCCUUCUAGCAGCAGCAGCGGCAGUCACAGCACUUGCAGCUACGACACCUUCACAGCAAACUGCAGCUCGGCCACGAGCUUCAUAUCCGUCCAGACACCGGUUAGCUUGAUCGACACGACAUACCACACGUUGUUUUCUCCGGAGCUGUCGUGGCUCAAUCGCGAGGCCAUCGUGGAGCAUAUCGUCGGACAUCGCCCGCGCGCGUACCACAAGUGGGUGUGGCGCAAGGCAAGGGACUACCAGGAGCUGCACGCGCUGAGCGUUCACAAAAACAGCGUGUAUCAGCAGCUGACCACAGCUGCUGGUCGCUCCGUAGUGAUGGAAGCCAGGACAGGGGGUAUGACCGCGGCGCACCUGCACUCCGCCUUCAAGGUGUCGCCGACCGCCUCCUUGACGCCGCCGCCGGGUGACGCCGCCGGUGGUGCCUCCGUGGGCAGCGGGAGGGCGUCGUUGGAGAUACCACUGCAGACCGCGCCGUCGGACCCGUCCUCGAGUCCAGUCGCCCCGGUCGUCGGGCUUGCAGACGCCAGGGAAGGCGUGAGCGACGCUGGAAGGGGCGCCGCGGCGGAGAGUUUGGCCCGCACAUGGACCACAGCAGCAUCGCCACCGACGGAGUCUCCUCUGGGCUUACAUCCCUUGCCGUCGACCGGCAGCUCCGACAAGGUGGCCGGCGGCUCGAGGCUACCACCUAUCUCUUCCUCCGCUUCGAGCGAUAUGCCCUGUGAGCUGAUGAGCCAGCUCCCCAUGUACACGAUACCGACGUCGCAGCAGGGGCCCGAGUGCUUCAAGACGGCCGCCCAGGGCGGCACCAGCACGCUGAUCAUCGUCAUGAUGGGCCUGCCCGCCCGCGGCAAGACGUUCCUGGCGCAAAAAAUUUGCCGGCUGCUGAGGUGGCACGGGAGCCGCGCGAAGAUGCAGAACAUCCAGGUGGCGUGGCGCCGCAUGCUGCUAGACUGGGAGGCGGCGCAUCCGGAGAUGGCGGCGUGCAGCGCACACGCAGAGGCAGAGCAGGCGGAGGAGCAGGAGCAGGAGGCAAGUGCGCCCGCUGGUGAAGGGAGCGUCGCCGACGAGGGGCCGCCUGGCGAGCGAGGCGCCUCCCAUAGGAUUCCGCGACCUAUAGGGAUGCCAGCUGACGAGGGCACCUCCACAGCCUCUUCGCAGGCGGCUGCGAGCAUAGCGCCGGCACCGCCCGCGUUUACUCGGUCAAACUCUCUUGCAGACACCAACUCGACGCCGGUCGCGCGCAACUUGGCGACGGGGUCCCUGAACGCAUCCGCGCGGUGUGCCGUGACUGCAAGCCUGAGCAGCGGGUCCGCGCUGACUUCAUCCAUGCCCUCUGCGAGGAAGACCACCGCGGCGACAGCCACCACCGUGAACGCCAUUUUCAGAGCAGGGUAUGACUACAGCUGCACCCUCUCCGACACUGGCGUCGCUGCGGGGCCGCUGACGUCCGCGAACACCUCCAUUGUCUGCCUCGACUGCAGCGCAUCACCCGUGUGCCCGUCCAUGCAGGCGCACACGGCCUCCUCGCUCGAGGACAGCGCCGCGAUACCCGCAUCAGACGUUGCCUCUGCCUCUUCUUUACUAUCAGGGACGCGCCACCCCGCUAACGUGGUGGCCGACGUCACCGCAAAUGCCCCGCGUGGUUUCCUUGUGCGACACUCGUCGACUGCCGCCAUGUCAGCGGAGACGACGAGUGACAGCGGCGGGCCGAGACUUGAGGCUUCUGCAGGGGAGUCGCCGUGCACGACCGCCGGCGUCGACAGCUUCCCGCCGCCGCCGCCGCCGCCGCCGGAGGUGCUGCGCACUCGGCACUUCCGAGAGCUCAUCAAGCGGCCCGCGAGCGUCGCUCGGCGCCUCUACCGCCACGUGCUGCAAAGCUUUUCGGAGGACUGCCGCCUCUUCUUCCAGCACGGCGGCGAGGUGGUUGUGCUGAACGACGACUUCAUUACAGAGGAGCUGCGGCAGGAGGCGGAGGCGCUGUUCCGCCCACUGGCGACGCAGUUCUUCUACAUAGAGGUGAUCCGAGACGCCGAGGAGGACCCGCUCGACUUUGUGCGGUGCAAGAUUCGCGAUCCGAUGGAGUAUCCGCUCAGCGUCAUCGACCCCGCGUCGGCUUCGGACGACUUCCACGAGCGGCUGGCGUUUUUGGAGAGCGUGUACGAGACGCUGACGGAGGCACCCAAUACGAAGAGGAACGCGCGCCAGACACCAACCGCGCGUGCUUCUGGGGCUACUGCGAGCGUCGAUAUCGCGGAUGGCCUCGAUGCCAAGGCGUCGGUCGAGCGUGACACGGGGCUUGCCUGCCCGCCCACGACGUCGCCGGAGUCAACGCACCACCGGCAACAGUCGACGCGGACGCGCGGCUACGUGAAGAUUAUGAACUCGAGCACGAUUGAGACCCACGGCAUCUCUGGUUACCUGGCCAGCCGCAUAAUCUCGUACGUCAUGAACCUGUCGCAGGUGAAGAUCCAGCAUCCUAUCUACUUUGUGCUUCACGGUGAGAGCUACUACAAUGUGGAGGGCCGCAUCGGUGGCAACCCGCCGCUCACGGAACAGGGCAUGCGGGACGCUGUGGCGCUGCUCGAGUUCCUUGGCUCGCUGAAGCGCCACCUCGAACACGUAGACCGUGUGCAGCGCGCACAUCAUCACAAUCAGCAACGCCUUCACUCGGGAGCGGCUGGCAACGACGAGGGCAGCAGCACGGCAACUGAAGCCUCUGCAAACACGGCGAGUACGCUGGAGAUGUGGACAAGCCAGCUGCGGCGCGCCAUUCAGACCACUGAACUGAGCGAGCGUCUGCUGAACAUCCGCACGCUGCGCUGGAGCAGCCUCAACGAGAUCCACGCCGGGGUAUGCGAGGACAUGACAUACGCCGAGGUAAAGGAGCGCUACCCGCUCAUCGACUACUUUAGCAAGCUCAACAAGUACAGCUUCCGGUACCCCGAGGGCGAGAGCUACCAGGACCUCGUCAUUCGACUGGAGCCCGUCAUCAUGGAGCUCGAGAACGCCGACAAGGUCGUUGUCGUCGUGGCGCACCAGGCAGUGCUGCGCUGCCUGCUUGCCUACUUUGGCAGCACCUCGGCGGAGAGCAGUAUCGGCGUCGAGGUGCCGCAUCGCACAGUUUGGCGCUGCACGUACGAUUCGAAGGGGAUCGCCAUCCUGGACGAGUUGAAGCUGGACAGCAAUGAGGCAGGCUCCCACCUUCCGAGACGAGAGGGCUCGCCGACAGCGUCGGCGGCGAACACGUCGAGCACCUGA